UAGCGGCCGCGACAGUUGGUACCUGGCGAACGGCUGGAGAACGCCGACGUCAGUCUCGUGCCUUCGUUCAUCGCUGGCUGCGCGUUCAACGAUCACCACGCUCUGCCCGCGCCGGGACCAUCCGACCAGUCGCUUCUCCUCGUCUUCGUCCCUUCUUCCUUCCUCCUCUCUCCCCUAUAGGCGUCCUCCUCCGAUCCUCCUCGGUGUCUCCUUCGUUCUCCUCGCUCUUCAAGGUCACGUCUCGUGUUCCGCUCAACGUCCUCGCGUCUUCCUAGCCACCGCGCCAGCUGUUCGCCAGAACCUUCCUGAAGGAAUCCUCCUCUCUUCGUCCUCCUCGAAUUUACAGCUCUACUCUCAUUCUAAUCUCGUUCCCUUUCUUCAUUUAAUAUCCACGGGAAUCUUCGAUAGUCUUCAUACUUUAUUCAUCUCUUUAAGCUUUCCUUAGUUUCUCUUCGUUAUCCAAGCUCAUUUAUUCAAAUUCCUCAAUCUCUCUUCAGCUUCUUUAGCUACUUUGUUUCUAAACUCUUCGUUAUCCAAGCUAAUUUAUUCAAAUUCCUCAACUCCUCAAUUUCUCUUCAACUUCUCCAGCUACUUCUUUAAGCUUCCUUUGUUUCCAAACUCUUCGUUUCCAAGCUCAUUUAUCCAAACUCCUCGAUUCCUCAAUUCCUCUUCAGCUUCUCCAACUUCUUCCUCCUCUUCUCUUUUGUUCCAUCCUUCGAUCAGCGAUCAGGAACCUCCUCGAAAGUUCCCGCAUCGCUCGCAUCGUCUCCAUCUUCCCGUUCGCCGUGAACUCGCGCGAGUGCGUGCCCGCCUCCAGCGGUGGCUGGUCAGUGUCGGUUCGAUGUUCGGCUUGGGAAGCAGGAAGGUGCUCAAGUACUCGGCCAUCGACACGUCCCUCUCCAUCGACGUCGAGGACACCGUCACGUGUUUCUGCAGAAAAGCCCGACGAAAGGAGAAGGAUGCGGGGACUACAGAGGAUCCGAAAUUGUACCUCGAGGAGGCGGCCCUCGAAAGGCAGCUGCCCGAGCUGGACCUGAGGAUGCUGGUCGAUCUGCCGCCCGGUCUUGACUACAACGAGUGGCUGGCCUCUCACACCCUAGCACUGUUCGAUCACAUCAACCUCGUCUACGGGACGAUUUCCGAGUUCUGCACCAUGACGGGCUGCCCCGACAUGACCGGUCCCGGUUUAAGAACGUAUCUGUGGUUCGACGAGAAGGGGAAGAAAACGAGAGUGGCAGCGCCACAGUAUAUAGAUUAUGUUAUGACUUUUACACAACGCACCGUUAGCGACGAGACUAUAUUUCCUACGAAAUAUGCAAAUGAAUUUCCUAGCUCGUUCGAAUCGAUAGUGCGUAAGAUCCUGCGGCUACUGUACCACGUGGUGGCACACAUUUACCACUGCCACUUCAGAGAGGUAGCACUAUUGGGGUUGCACGCCCACCUCAAUUGUGUGUUCGCCCACCUCACGCUCCUUAAUCAACGCUUCAACCUUAUCGAUCCCAAGGAAACGGAGAUCUUGGGAGACUUAGAGGCUGCCCUCUUGGGUGACUCGACAUCAUCAUCUGCGCCUUCACAAACCUUAGCCAUCCAGGAGACUCCGACCACAGCCACCUAGAUCGCAAUGCACAGCAAGCCAGAGGUUGCAGUUCCUGAGACUAGGUGACGAUAGGCGUUUGUUUUCCACCGUGUUUUAUUUUUUUUCUCUAUUUCCCUCCCUCUAUUUCUCUCUCUUUUUCUCUUUCCUCUUCUCCUCCACUUUUUUUCUCUCUCUCUCUCUCUCUCUUUCUUUUUUUUAAAGAAAAAG
Molecule: messenger RNA, 1804 nt
Organism: Nomia melanderi (Alkali bee)
Lineage: Eukaryota; Metazoa; Arthropoda; Insecta; Hymenoptera; Halictidae
Gene: Mob2
Product: MOB kinase activator 2
Source: RefSeq, a predicted model, not a curated record